Molecule: messenger RNA, 3906 nt
Organism: Miscanthus lutarioriparius
Lineage: Eukaryota; Viridiplantae; Streptophyta; Magnoliopsida; Poales; Poaceae
Source: the annotation of a GenBank genome assembly
AUGGAGGGAGAUAUAUAUAGUAGCAAAGGCUUCGAUGAGACCUCUGCAGAUCAGCAUCUGCCGUCCGUCGGCGAGGCGGGGGGCGACGGGGAGGGUGAUGAUGCUGGUGGCGCCGACGAUGUGCCUCGCGGGCACGACGGGAGCUCAAGCAAUAGCAGCACGGUGGAGCUGGAUGAAGCCGGCGGGGACAGCGGCAGGAAGGCCGCUGGCGCCUCGCCGUCCUCGGUGCGGCCCUACGUGCGGUCCAAGAACCCCCGCCUCCGCUGGACGCCGGAGCUCCACCUCUGCUUCCUCCGCGCCGUCGACAGGCUCGGCGGCCAAGACCGUGCAACUCCAAAGCUCGUUCUUCAACUGAUGAACGUUAAAGGGCUUAGCAUAGGCCAUGUCAAGAGCCAUCUCCAAAUGUAUAGGAGCAAGAAGAUCGACGACUCGGGCCAGGUGAUAGGUACUACUGGUUCAUGGAGAGAUCUUCAUCAGUUGCAGGAUGGGGGAUCAGCGUACAACCUCGGGCAUCUCUCCUUGCAUCACGGCCAGACUGGUGCUAGUACCAUAUUGUCAGCAAGGUUUGGUUCAUGGCCCCGUCAUUGGAACAAUUUCCAUGAUCCAUCAUAUUUGCUUCACAGUCACCAUCUUCUUGGAUCAAAACCCUACUACUCAUCAACAGCAGAAGCCAACGCAUUCCUUAGAACUCGUGCUCAGUAUACUGCUAGAGCUACUAGCAGCACUCCAGUGUCUACUCUUCAAAGGUGUUUGUCGUAUCAAAAUGAUCAAUUCAUGAAUCAUCAUCAACGACGACUGCCGCGCAAUGAGGAUAAUAUCCACCAUGAUCCUCUUGAUCUCGAAUUCGCAUUGGAUAUCGGCCCACGCCGGGACAAGAGAAUAAAGAUACCAGGUUGUACCUGGGGAAGACAUCAACAAAAGGAGAAUGCUGGGGAUCAAGAAGUCGAGAGUGCUACUGAUGAUACUCGGCUAUCUCUUUCUUUGUUCCCAUCUCCUCCUUGUGUGAGGACCAGUAGUGGUGGUCAUCAUCAUAAAGUCCUAGGUCUCAAUAUGGAAAAAGGGAAAGCGCAUCCAACAAGGACAAACACCACCGCAGCGCUGCCUCCACGUGCAGCUGGCGCCGCCGUCUCCUUCCGUCUUCCAAUGCCGCCGUUCCUCGCUGCAAAGAAGAAGAUCACCAAGACGCCGACGAGGGACCAGCGUGUCCGCACGGCCAUCCUCGGGGCUCCAGGCGGGCUUGCGCGCGAGCUCAUACAGCACCGUUCGCGGCUUGCCGAGCGGAGGCGUCUGUUCGUCGACUUUGCCGCCCGCACCACCGCGCCCGUCUUCGUCCUCGACGACAAGGCUCUGGAGCACCUCGCCCUCGAGUUCUACCACGACGCGCUCGUCUUUGUCGACAGCGACGAGGAUCUCGAGUACCUCGCCAUCGAGUCCGACCGGGACGUGUCCGUCUCUGUCCUCAAGUACGUGGCUCAGGAGCACCUCGGCGUCGAGUUCAUGGUCUUCCUCUUCCUGUCACCGCCAAGCCAGGUCGUGGGCAAGGUGGCUCCACCCAUGGCGUCCAUGCUGGCGGCCUCCUUGGUGACGCCAGUUUCCUUGUUGGCAUCUCAAGCGUCAACCACUUCAGCUCAGGAUUCAUGCUCUGUUGCAACUUUGGUCAUGCCAUCCAACGUUUCUAUUGGUGCCCCGAAGGUGUUCAAUGAAUUGCUGAGCCAGCAAGCAGCUUCCAUGGAGAACGACCCCAAGCUCGUCAUGCCUCUACAGAUUGCGGUGGUGGCGUCUGUUGGAAUGCUGAGUAGGUAUACCAAUGUCCACCCUACCCACUUGGUUGCCAAUGGGAAGUGUUCACCAUAUAUGCAGUUUGCGAUGCUGAGAUCUGGGGGUCAGAUCAGGCCAAUUCCAUGGCCAUCUUUUUGUGUUGGUCAUAUGGAGAAGUCACUGUCAGUAGAACUGGUUAUUUCCAAAAUAGAAGUGCAGGCAUUGGGUGGUUGUCAAAAGAACAUACAGUUCCGAGUCAGUUGGUCACAACCUGAUUGGAAAUGGAGCUUUGGCUGGCAAGAUUAUGAUUGGUAUUCCAUAUUGAGCUUCAGCUUCUCAUUUGCAAUUCAGCUCCUUAUAUUGGUGCCAUUAUUGGAUAAUGUUUACUGCUCAGCUUGUGUCCAGAGUACUUGCAUAGCACCUAUGCGUCAUUGUCUUGCAUUAAAUGGGUUUGAGUUGUUGCUAGUUCCAUGGUCACCUGAUCGACAUGGCAGUAUAGUUGAGCACGUGGCGUGGCGUACUAGAUCGGAGCUUGAUCGACGGGCGGUGGUGUGGCAGUACAGAAAGCAGGAGAUGCAGCAGUCGGAGACGCCGUUAGUGAAGCCGGCUGGGCCGCGGAUGGAGUGCCAGCUGCUGCCGUCAUGCUUCCGGGCUCCCCCGGACUUGGUGACGGCGAGCGCGGUGGAGCUGGAGAUGCAGCCGGCGGCGUUGAUGCCCCAGCCGCCGAUGGAGACGCACUCUGUGCUCCCCCAGCUCCUCCAAUCCACGCAUACUCGACGGUUAACUCCUCCACCGCCGAUGCCGAGUCCUCUCCAGCCUUGCGAGCUUGUUGAUGGGAUUAAGGGCAUUGCAUUGAUUUUUGCCUUGAAUUGUGGAGAUUCUCUCUACAGAAACUGUUUCUGGGUGGAUAAAAUUACACAAGUUCAUAGCAAUGCAGAACUGGUGAUCAAGAGCAGAAAUUACUGGGCGAAAUUUCUUGUUGAUGAAGUGGUAAAGGAAUUUUCGGGCACAAUGAAUAUUGCAAAUGCAGAGCUUGGCGCAUUGCAGCAGCCAUGGGCAUCUCAAAAUACCAUGCAGCAUCAGGACUAUGGAAACAAAAGGUUGAUAAAGGGGACAGAGUUUGUCAACAAGAUGGCAGGAAUGUGCUAUUAUCUCAUUUCCACGUACAUGUCAGCACACUUGCAUCUAGUCACUAAUGUUGAUUUUUUUCAGCAACAUCCACAACUUUUGGCAGUCAUACUAGAAUUAUUGCUUGACAAUGACAACUAUAGGAACUUGUUCACUGAUUUUCAGAGCAUGGAGUGGGAGUUUCCAUGGAUAUCUCUCAGUGCUUCAGUUUGGGUUGCCUGGUGUGAUGCUAUUCAGAUGCAACCUGACAGCUCUAUGGUAUUCUGUAGCAACAAAUUUCAGAAUGAUACAAGUGAACAGUUGGUCAAGUGUGAGGACUACUUUGUAUCCAGGAAACUGCUGCUUGAAUUGCGAGUUGUUUAUGUGGUUGUGCCUGGACCAGACUUGACCACAGGAGAGGAAUUAUGCUCUGACAAAUUUAUUUUCCAAGGGCUGUGCUAUAUCAUUCCUCUUGGCAGCAUGGUAUGGCUACUGGUUAUCUUGCAGCAAACCAUUGAGUGUGCUGAGGGCUUACUUCGUGGAAUUUGGGCUAUCAAACAGUUGAGAUAUGGAUUAUUUGAUGAUUUUCUGGUGGCACAUGGAUUAUGCUUGUCCAGUUUCAAUCGAGCAUCUGCAAUAAUAAUAUUGCACAUAGCCGGUCUCGUGUACAAGUACAACAAGCCAAUCAUUCCGGAAAUUCAGAUUAUGAAUACGCAGCAGCUGGCAAGUGAUUUGGGACAGCAAUGUGUUGGUCAGUUUCAGCUUGAUGUUCAGAUUGUUGAUACUCAUUCAUAUUUCAGGGAGUUGCUUAUUGCAGAUGAACCAAAGUUUACACCAGAGCCUUCACUGAUUAUCCAUCAGACUGGAGAAACCCAAUUGGUUGCCACUGAACUAUACUUCACUUUCAAGCUUCAUUUGCCAAUAUGUGUUGACCAAGGGAACUCAUACAAAUUCACUGAGGUAGUGCACCAGACUGUGCAACAGUUCGGUCAUUGGAUCAGUUUCCAUUACUCCCAGUCGGCUCAGCUAGUCUGUAGUUAA